AUGCUGGCUGCUGGGUUUGAUGUACUUCCUGGUUUUUCUUUUUAAAAAAAAUUAUUUUGCGAAAUAGUUUUUCUCUGUUGCCCUUGGUUUGCUCUCAAUUCGCUUGUAAUGAAAGUAUGGGAGUCGUUGGUACAAGCUCGUUCGUGGUACGGCGGUGUUGGUUUGCUUUUACCGUAUUUUCAGUUGCUACUUUUGCCGACAUUACCGACCUUGUGGACACAACCACGGUCCUGGGCAGAGACGCAACUCUGUUUUGUAGUAACAGUGAACACUCAUCAGGCUUUGCCCAGUGGAGUGACAUCACUGUUGGUGGCAGUCCAGUACCAUUUGCUACCCAGGCUGAUGGGGUUCGGAGAGUUCCUCCUGAAACAUACGGAAAGUAUGCCAACUUUGAUUUGGAUUCAGGAUCUGUUACACAGUUGGACCUCAAGAUAUCAAGUGCUGAGCUUGAAGAUGAAGGGACGUAUUCAUGCACCUUAAAUCCAGACACAAAAACAGCCACACUGACUGUAGAAAUUGAAGGUGCAGAGCCAACAAUUACAGUUGACGGUUAUUCAUCAGGAAAUCCCAUCAUCCUGAGAGCAUCAGAGCCAAGCGUGCUGAGAUGCACAGCCAGGGGCUUCAGACCUGCAGUCACUUUGGAGUGGUACAAGAACAGUGUCCAGAUAACAACGGGCGUCAGUCCAGAGGCACCUACUCCUAACGGAGACGCAUUUGACACAUCGGGCACACUGACAUUUACGCCAAUAAGGCAAGACAAUGAAGCCAUCCUAGAAUGCCGAACAACAGGACAGGUGGUCGCCCCAGCAAAAACAGCACCACUCACUCUCAAUGUACAAUAUGUACCAGUCGUGUCAGUUGGGUAUGCUAAUGAAGUGAUAACUUGCUCAUCGGAUGCCAACCCACUGGCUACCAAUCAUAAGAUCAUCCUGAACGGUACUCAGGUUGUGAAGGAAUUCACGACCAGCCAAGGAUCUCAUCUAUUCACUCCAGUAGAUGGCUGUACUGUCAUCAGUUGCAAUGCUACAAACACAGUAGGGACAGGAACAGCGACUUUUACUGAUGAAGUAUGCCUGGGCUACGUUGAGCCCACAACAAACGCACCAUCCAAAUCACCAUCUACAACCAAGUCACCACCGGCCGCUACAAACAGUGGCGCCGUGGUUGGGGCUGUGGUAGGAGUCUUCAUUGCUGCGAUCAUCAUUUGUGGACUGACCAUCUUUUGUUGGAUGAGGAAGAGAAGGGAACGACAGAAACCCACUCGUGGACAGUCAACCACUGGGAGAGAUGGGAAAGGUUAUUUUAAGCCUGACCGACAACAUCAUGUUGAGCUGCAGAGGUCAGGGUCUAAUAUGGUUGCAUCCUCAUCAAAGGACGAUCAACCUAACGGCAAGUGUUUUGGAAUGAUAUUGAUAGAAAAUUUUUCGGUGCCUGCUGUAUUAGACAUGCUUCUCAUUCAGAUUUGCUUAGUAAAUAUGUUGGAUUUCGUAAUCUAAAUUUACAUUCAUCCAAAAAUUGCUAAAUCACACAAAUGACGAAACAAGAACAGCGAUUGAAAAUGAAUUUACGUGAUGACAUAUAGAAUUCUAUCAGUUGCUGUUAAUAAAACUAAUAGGA
Molecule: messenger RNA, 1617 nt
Organism: Acanthaster planci (crown-of-thorns starfish)
Lineage: Eukaryota; Metazoa; Echinodermata; Asteroidea; Valvatida; Acanthasteridae
Product: tyrosine kinase receptor Cad96Ca-like
Biological process (GO): positive regulation of kinase activity; protein phosphorylation; cell surface receptor protein tyrosine kinase signaling pathway
Cellular component (GO): plasma membrane; signaling receptor complex
Molecular function (GO): ATP binding; transmembrane receptor protein tyrosine kinase activity
Source: RefSeq, a predicted model, not a curated record